AUCUUCAAGAAGCUACAAAUCAACAUACCAUUUACUGAAGCCAUAGAACAAAUGCCACUUUAUGCCAAGUUUUUGAAGGAGCUAAUGACUAAGAAGAGAAGCUGGAAGAACAAUGAGACUGUAAUACUAACUGAAGAGUGCAGUGCUAUCAUUCAGCAUAAACUACCUCAGAAACUGAAGGAUCCUGGGAGUUUUCAGAUCCCUUGCAUUAUAGGAGAAAUCACAGUAGAAAAGGCUCUUUGUGACUUAGGGGCUAGCAUCAACUUGAUGUCAAUAGCUAUGAUGAGAAAGAUGAAAAUUGAGGAGGCUAAACCAACAAAAAUAGCUCUACAACUGGUAGACCGGUUGUUCAAAUUCCCUCAUGGGAUAGUAGAGGAUUUGCUAGUAAAAGUAGGAGAUUUCAUAUUCCCAGCAGAUUUUGUGGUGCUGGACAUGCAGGAAGACGCCACGACCUCCAUCAUCUUGGGAAGGCCAUUCUUGGCCACUGCUGGAGCUGUC
Messenger RNA from Arachis ipaensis, 498 nucleotides. The record is from RefSeq and is a predicted model, not a curated record. NCBI's taxonomy places the organism in Eukaryota, Viridiplantae, Streptophyta, Magnoliopsida, Fabales, Fabaceae.